Messenger RNA from Penicillium alfredii, 2106 nucleotides. RefSeq names its product phosphatidylinositol N-acetylglucosaminyltransferase. The transcript is spliced from 5 exons. Gene Ontology annotation, biological process: GPI anchor biosynthetic process. Gene Ontology annotation, cellular component: endoplasmic reticulum; membrane. Lineage: Eukaryota; Fungi; Ascomycota; Eurotiomycetes; Eurotiales; Aspergillaceae. The coding region runs from base 1 to 2106 and encodes 701 amino acids. The record is from RefSeq and is a predicted model, not a curated record.
AUGCUCAUGAGCGAUGGGUUGUUGCGGGUAUUUUGGCCAUAUGAUCUCCCGCGGUCUUCGGCGCCAGGUGUGAUUGUCGGGUGGCGGAACUCGGAGCUUGAUCUGUUCGUGCUCACGGUACUGGAAGAUGUCGAGCCCCGAAAUGUCGACAAUGCACUCCGCGCGGGGAUUCUCUUUCGAAACAGCCCGCACCCGAUUGUGCGCAUCUUCGGCCUCUGUGGACGGUCUCAGAUGCAUGUUCUCGGCUCGACCAAUCCUCUGGAACCUCCAAGAUCGUUCAAUCCCUCUCAUCUCCAUGUGACUACGCAUCCGCCAUCCAAGGCACCCCGCAUAUUCUGUCCGCCAGAGGCGAAUCUGUCUGUUCAGGUAAUCAUGUUUCAGCGGCCGCACCCGACACGCAUGGAGUAUAUGUCUCUGGACCCGAUUUCCCUUGCGUUGGGAGAUAAAGCGACAACGGCAGAGAUAUGGGACCCAAUGUCAGACAAGAUUGAGUCAGAAGAAGAGAGGGAGAAGGCCCGGUCCCAAGUCCUUGUUGAGAAACUCAAGCUCCACACGGUGGUCAAGCACAUACCGUCGCAGAAAGAACAAGCUCUCCCCUUGAUCGUCAACCAAGUCAACUGUGCCUAUGAGAUGGGACAGCUCAUGCACAAGAACAGCCACCUUAUCGGUAUCCGUGCAAAGAGAAGUAUGAGUGUCGGGGAACGUGUGGUGGAAUCUGCUACGACCUUGUGGGGUCUUUUUGUCCUCUGCGUCUCCUACGUUUUUGGGGUCGCUGAGCUCGUCUUGCAGUUUCUCGAGUGGCGCGCUCGACCCGACGCGGCUGCUCUCAAGGAUAUUUCGGCAACUGCCCAGCAAGUUGAUAUCCGGCUGCAACAGUUUUGUUACUGGCCGAUUCAAUAUGUUAAGCUUCGCCAGAGAAAAGAUAACUGGGAGAGUGUGACUACCAGCCACCCGGACUACAUUCGAUUCUAUAACAGUCUGUGGCUCGUCGCCAACGACGUUAUUAUCGGGAUUGCUCUUGGAUCCUACAUCAUUGACAAUGCCCACUGGGUGGCUUCUCAGAUCAACACGAUUCUCACUGGAUGGACUGUGGAAGGCUUGCAGCGCACGAUUUCAUGGCUCAUGGACUGGCCCGCUGGUCUGAAACUGAACAAUGAGCUCGCAGCAUUCCUAGGUGACCUGUUCCUCUGGGUCAUCGAGAACUGGGCAGCCUGCAUUGCCAAUCUCCAACCCUACCUUCCUAACAUCAUCUAUAUCGUCGGGUGUUCGAGCUUCGCAGGAGCCAGCAUGCCGAUCGCACUUUUCUCCGACCUUCUUUCCAUCCUGACCGUGCAUAUUUACUCCUUCUACAUUGCCUCCGCCCGCAUCUUCAACUGGCAGCUUACCAUAAUUAUCUCUCUGUUUCAUCUGUUCCGCGGCAAGAAGCGGAACGUCCUCCGCAACCGAAUAGACUCAUGCGAUUACGACCUCGACCAGCUAUUGCUGGGCACUAUCCUUUUCACCGUCCUCUUCUUUCUCCUCCCCACUGUCGUCGUCUUCUACUUGACCUUUGCCUCAGCCCGGAUGUUGAUCAUUUCCAUGAAGGCGACAUUUGACACCUGUCUGGCGUUCCUGAACCACUUUCCGCUGUUUGCACUCAUGCUACGCGUGAAGGACUCGCGCCGGCUACCCGGGGGCAUCCGGUUCGAUCUUCGAGAUUACCCUGACAAGUACUCGGCCCACACGGACUCCAUUGCCCGGGUCUCCUACAUUCAUCUCGAGUCAAUCCCUCUCCCGCUACGGGCAAUGUUCGACCAGUAUUUCCAGCUGGGCCACCGCCUCCGCAAACACUAUUUGUCUCCGCGGGUCAUCUUCUGUCUUGUCACCGGCCGCUUCGUGCCCCCCAUCCAUCGCCGCAACUUGUAUAGCAUGCAGUACAGCAUGCUGCCAGCUCGCCGGGCCGGCAUGGCCGAGGUGUGGGCGCUGCUGACCCAGCCCAAAAAGAGUGGUGGCAGCGGUGGCAGUGCGAGCUCCAUGGUGGGAGGCAUGGGCACUUUGGGGGGUCCGUUGCUGAAGGUUCCACCGAGUUUCGGCCAGGGCGAUGCUCGAAGACGUGGUCAUCGCUGA